AUGACCUGCCCUUUCAGCAACCCGAGAAACCUCUUCGACGACCUCGCCACAGCCCGGGAAACACCAAGUAUAGAAUACAGCGAGAAACUCGGAGGCUAUGUCAUCUCUCGGCUGAGAAAGAGCGUAGCGUCGUUCUUUGUGCCUAGGAGACUAGAGCGUUUUGAGCCUUUGUUGAGAGCGACAGCCCAUGAUCUGAUAGACGAGUUUGUGGAAAAGGGUUGUGUUGAUAUCAAGAGCAACUUUGCACUUCCAUUACCCCUACGGACUAUCGUCAUAGUUGCUGGCCUUGACCCAUCGCGAUGGCGAUGGAUUGGAAGAUGUCUCGCGCUAUUUGGAGGAAUUACCCAGACGAACGAGGAGUUGAGCAUUGAGCAGCGAGUUCAAGAUGUAUUGGAUCUCCACGAAUACGUCGCCCAAGUCAUCCAAGAGCGGAAAACAGACCGAAGAGACGAUCUAAUCAGUCACAUUUGGAAUGAAAGAGACGCUGGAGUGGUCAAGAUGACAGACUAUGAGCACCUCAGCAUGAUCCAAGGACUUCUCUUGGCUGGACAUGAAACAACCACCAACCUCCUCUCAAUGGGGAUAUCGCAUCUAUUACACCACGGUCUAUGGAAAGUCGUCACAGAAGAUGAUAAAUCAAGAAAAGCUGCCAUUGAAGAACUUCUUCGGUACGAGUCUGCUAUCACAGGAAUGGAACGCCUCGUUAAAGAAGAGUCCAAGAUCGGAGAUCACGCUGUCCAACCUGGCGAGAAGCUCUUCGUUGCAUAUAAUUCAGGAAGUCGAGACACCACAAAAUUCGAGAACCCCGAUAAACUGGAUUUUAGCAGACAACAUAAGCACCAGCACCUCGGCUUUGGACGCGGCAUUCAUGCUUGUCUUGGUGCACCCUUUGCACGACUUCUUCUACGAACUGAGCUUGCGGUGCUGAAAGAGAGACUGCCAAACCUGAGGCUCAAGACACCAUAUGAAGAGUAUCAAUACUGUAGGGUUCAUUCUGGUCGUGGACCAGAAAGAGUCGAGAUCCAAUGGGAUGUGCCAUCUAUGGAUGAGAAGCGCGUCAAUGUUGGACAGGUCGAUGUCAACUCCGCACUUCGAGCUUCUGCAAAGACAGAAGAGUUUGAGAUGGUCGUCAAAGAUGCCGAAAAUGUUACCGGGAGGAUAGUUCGCCUUACACUGUGUCCCAAAGAUGGCGGCAAGGUACCGAAAUGGUCUCCUGGGUCCCACGUCGACGUCCAAGCUGGUACUAUUGGCUAUCGUCAAUAUUCUAUAUGUUCAAAACCUUCUGAAGACCAGCAUAUACAAAUAGUGGUACUUCGAGAGAAUGAUACUAGUGCUUCGAACUGGAUACACCGGAACACUAUUCCAGGGAGCCAGAUGUUGAUUCGUGGACCGCGCAACCACUUCAGUCUCGAGUUUGGGUCCCGCAAGACAAUAUUCAUCGCUGGAGGUAUCGGAGUCGCCCCGAUCAUACCAAUGGCCGAAGCUGCUAAAGAAGCUGGUGUUGACUACUCCAUUCUGUACCUCGGCCGAUCGAAGAACAACCUUGCAUUUGUGAACGAGUUGACUGAAGAGCAUGGAGACCACUUCACACUUUGGGUCAGUCAAGACCAAGACAGUAAAAGAUUUGACCUGAAAUCCUACCUGCAGCAAGAAGAUCUCAGCGAUCUGCGGGUAUACUGUUGUGGUCCGGAAGCCCUCCUCACAGGGGUCGAAGAAGCCCUGGCAGACGCACCACCUGGGGUCUUGAGGCUCGAACGCUUCGAAGCACAUAAUACUGGAAACAAGAAGCCAAAUACUUCAUUCGACGUGGUUUUGGCCCGAAGCAACAAGGUUCUGCGAGUACCAGAAGAUAAAUCGGCUCUGGAGGUGAUCAACGAAGCAGGCGCUGGAGUGUUGUCAACUUGUAGUACUGGAGUGUGUGGAACUUGUGAAGUGAGGGUUCUUGAUGGGCUUGUUGAUCAUCGAGAUGUGGUUCUUACGCAUUCUGAGAAAGCAGAGGGGAAGACUAUGAUGCCGUGUGUUUCGAGGUGUCUAGGGAAGAAGCUGACAUUGGAUCUUUGGUAG
Molecule: messenger RNA, 2064 nt
Organism: Fusarium subglutinans
Lineage: Eukaryota; Fungi; Ascomycota; Sordariomycetes; Hypocreales; Nectriaceae
Product: cytochrome P450 monooxygenase
Exons: 2
Coding region: 1-2064 (687 amino acids)
Molecular function (GO): monooxygenase activity; 2 iron, 2 sulfur cluster binding; heme binding
Source: RefSeq, a predicted model, not a curated record